AUGGGAUCCUACGCUCUCAUCGGACUCCCACAAUGUCUCUUUCACCACCACACAAUUCUCCAAUCCUACAAACUAAACAAUCGAAGAACCCUAACUGUAUCUGCACUAGGAGCCGACACAUUUGAGGGAACAACACUGGCAGUCAUCGGAGGCGGCUCGGUCGCAGCAAUCGUCGUCGUGAUUUCACUCGCGGAACCCGAGAAGCGCCGACAGUUGCAGGCGGAGGAGGUUGACGGUCAUGUUCACGUUUCAGGCGCUGGUGCAGUGAAGAAGGUGUACAGGGGAUUUGAUCGGAAGAGAUGUAGCAUGGAACCAAGUAAUUUAAGGGAUUACAGGAAGAAACGCAGACGGGUUUCAUUGAAGGCAUUGAAGAAUUGGUCAAGACAGAUUUUGAGAGUGAAAUAUGAAAUGAGAACUUUAUCUCAGUUAAAUACAUUGAGCAUAUCGAGAAGAAACACAUGGAACCCGCGGAAUGUUAGUUCCUUAUUCUGUCAGAAUAGGUUUUACAAGUGUAUCACUACAAAUUACUUGGCAAUGAAUUUCUGGUGGAAAAGGCUUCAAGAAUGGAUUGAAGACCUGAUGGGAAAGGGUUGA
This is a messenger RNA of Lactuca saligna, 594 nucleotides long. The record is from the annotation of a GenBank genome assembly. Lineage: Eukaryota; Viridiplantae; Streptophyta; Magnoliopsida; Asterales; Asteraceae.